This is a messenger RNA of Paramecium sonneborni, 255 nucleotides long. The record is from the annotation of a GenBank genome assembly. Lineage: Eukaryota; Ciliophora; Oligohymenophorea; Peniculida; Parameciidae.
AUGAAUAGUUAACUAAUUACAGUUAUUAUAACAUUAUAGCAGAGAAACAAGAUUUAUAAUAUAGAAGUAGACCCUUCAACAAAGGUCUAAGAAUUAAUAGAUGAAUUUCGUGAAAUGCUUAAGCCCCUUGGAACAGAAAAGUUAGUAUUAUGGUACAACAACAAUCCACUUAGAUUAGAAAAAACAUUUGAAGAGUAAGGGAUUAGAAAAGGGUCAACAAUGAAUCUUUUUAUCGAAACUCAAGGUGGCCUUUGA